AUGUUGCUAAGCGUAGCCUAUGCUUGCAUCAAAAUCCAUGAUAUCCUGUCGAAGGGUAAUGGUCAAGAACGCUCUCAAGUCACCGUGCUGGAGGGAAAGCUGGAUGGAUGGGCAGGUUCAUCUGUCAUGUUACAAAACACGUCCGGCGAAAAGAUCGGGGUGAAGGACGAUCCCUCCUUGUCCCUACUGCUUACAACUGCACAAGUUCGUGCGGACUUUUUGCAGGAAGAGCAGCAUCAACAAGAAAGCUUGACCACUGCUGGCCCACACGAAGCUGAACCAGGUCGAGAAGAGCUGCCAUCCCGUGGAGAAGAGUCUCCAACGGUUUGCUUGGCGGUCAUCGCAAAGACGAGUGCAGCCACCGAGUUGCUCCUCAGAGUCAAGCACUUGAGUUCUCAGCACGAGAACAUCUUCAGCCACCGCUAUUUGGUGGUGGAUGCGAAGGACGAAAAGGUAGAUGCCUCCAUUGCCAGCGUGGCAGACUCAUUGGUGAGUGAGAAGUAUCUCGAGGAAUGGCUAGCCGUGAACCAUUCCGCUGCGUAUAUGCAAUUGGUAAACUUGACUGCUGCGUGGGGCAACUCCUUUCGGCUUGAGGUUGAGAAAGUUUCAAUGGGGCAUGGAUCCUUUGACAGUGAUUUGCCGGUGAAAGAAUUGGACCAUUAUUUUGCUAUCGACCAGUGUAAUGCAGACUACGUGGCUAUCCUGGAGUCAGACAUGAUCAUCUCUAGGCAGAAGGAGUAUUCCUGGAUCAGUGAAGGCAUUCAGGCACUCCGAGAUAACCCAGACUUGAUGCUUGUGAUCCCGGCCUUCCCGGGAAUGUCUCAGCGCAAGGUCCGGUUUCGGCCCACCACCAAGGCGAUCGUCAAGUCGAGUCCACCAGGCCGCUUUGUCGGCCGCGUACCACUUGUGGACACGACCUGUGAACAUCCGUACUCCUUGCCUGGCCACGCCUCGCUGCUGGAUCUUCGUCGCUACAAACAGCUUGUGUCCUUCGGCCACUCUCUGGAGCAUCGCUGCGGGGGUAUGCUUGUGCGCGGGAAGCCGUGUAAACAGAUGACAUACGUGCGAAAAUGUGGCGGCACCCGGAGCUGGGCAGCAGCUUUCGAAUGCGUGAUCUGCAACAGCCCAGCUUUGAGGCAGGCACAUUUGGCUGAGGAGCAGCGUUGCUCGCUGUGGUAUGCGCCGAUGACCCUGAUGCGCUACGACAUGGGCGGGCUCAGAGCGGAAAUCAGCAAAGCUGAGCUUCAGCAAUAG
Messenger RNA from Symbiodinium necroappetens, 1254 nucleotides. NCBI's taxonomy places the organism in Eukaryota, Dinophyceae, Suessiales, Symbiodiniaceae. The record is from the annotation of a GenBank genome assembly.